AUCAAAUCGAUAUAGUUCUUCAAUUGGAGUUGUAUAACGAUGUCGAUUGUUGUUGAAAAGUCUGACAUGGAAGAAUCAAAGAACGAAAUCGGUGAUCAAGAAGAAGUAUUGGAAGAUGAAGAAGACAUUUCAUGGUCAUCGGAUUCUGAAAUUGGAGAAGCUUUGGAUUAUUUGGAUUCCAAAGACGAUACAGGAGCAGUUGAUGGAGCUCUUAUACUGAACGCAAGACGGCCAAAUGCUCAUGGAGGAAUCCGUUCUCGUCCUAAUGCGUCUCCUCUUCAACCGCUCUCGAAUCGGAACCAGAAAUUUACUAAUCAUAUUAGAGCGUCGCCUUUAGAGGAGUGGGAAGGAAGGUGGAAUGCUGGCAUGUCAAACUCCGUCACCACUGCAAUCCGUGAAAGCGUGCGUGGGAUGGCUAUUGGCAAGACUAAAACUACUGAAAAAGCUGACCGAGCAACUGUUGAACAGGCAAUUGACCCUAGAACUCGGAUGGUGUUAUUCAAAAUGUUGAAUCGAGGUAUUUUCCAUGAUAUCAAUGGCUGCAUUUCAACUGGAAAGGAGGCAAAUGUUUAUCACGCUACGAGAUCUGAUGGUCAAGAACUUGCGAUCAAAGUGUACAAAACUUCUGUUCUUGUGUUCAAGGAUAGGGAUCGCUAUGUACAAGGUGAUUAUCGCUUCAGAUAUGGAUAUUGCAAGCACAACCCGAGGAAAAUGGUUAAGACAUGGGCUGAGAAGGAGAUGAGGAAUCUUAUGCGACUGAAGACAGCUGGAAUUCGUUGUCCCACUCCAAUUCUUUUGAGGCUCCAUGUCUUGGUUAUGGAGUUCAUAGGCAAGACAGGAUGGGCUGCACCUCGACUUAAAGAUGCUGCACUGUCUCUUGAUAAGUUACGGGAAGGUUAUGUUGAGAUGAUAACUAUAAUGCGGGUACUAUAUCAAAAGUGCAAGCUAGUACACGGAGAUCUUAGUGAGUACAACAUACUUUACCAUGAGGGUCACAUGUACGUCAUUGAUGUAUCCCAAUCUGUUGAUCUGGAUCAUCCUCAUGCACUUGAUUUUCUGAGGGAGGAUUGUGUUCACGUAUCAGAUUUCUUCAAGAAACGUGGAGUAGCUGUCAUGACAAUUCGUGAGUUGUUUGAUUUUAUUGUUGAUCCGGCGAUUAAUGAUGAUUCUGUGGACGCUUACUUGGAGGAGGCUCAACAAAAAAUAUUGGCCCGAGGUGAUGAGAUUUCUGUGGAGGAUGAAAUUGCAGAUGCUGUUUUCGUUCAGUCGUUCAUCCCAAAGACGCUGGAUAACGUGAAGAAUGCCGAAGAAGACGUAAUACGACUAACGAGUGGGCAAGACACCGGAGAUAUGUACUAUCAGACUAUUACAGGGCUCAAGCACGCUCUUUCGAUCGAACAGCAACAACAUCAUGAAGCCAAUCUUCAACAAGACUCCCCUGCCGACCCAAAAGAACCUUCCGACUUGCAGGAUCAUGAAUCAGAGACCGAAACCGAUGAAGAAAACUCCGAGGAUUCCGAAGACGACACAUCUUCUUCCGAUGAUGGAAAACCGACACCUCUUGAGAAAAAGGCAGCGAGAAAAGAGAACAAGAAGAAAGUAAAAGAAGAGAAAAGAGAAGCUCGAAAAACUAAAGUGCCGAAAGCUUUGAAGAAGAAAAAGAAGAAGCUGGCAAAGGCAAAGAAAUAUCGAUAGAAACCGUAAAUGAUCGGAAUCUGCCGGAGUGGCAUGGACGAGGACUGGUUAGGACCGUAGUCAAACCGGUUUGAACUGUUAUCCCGACCGGUUAGGACCAGGACCAGGACCAGGACCAGAUGGGGGGCUAAGGACUUGGUCUGGUUCUUUUGUGUUACAAUUUUGCAGGAAGAUUUUUUGUAUAUUGUAGGAAAUCUCAAGGUAUUUUGUGUUGUGAUGAGUUUCUUUGCCUGUUUGUUUACUUUUACCGAUGGGAUCAUAUUUGAUUGGAAAUGAUGAUUUCA
Cynara cardunculus var. scolymus (artichoke) is the source of this 1979-nucleotide messenger RNA. Its product is annotated as serine/threonine-protein kinase RIO1-like. Gene Ontology annotation, molecular function: protein serine/threonine kinase activity; ATP binding. The transcript is spliced from 12 exons. The record is from RefSeq and is a predicted model, not a curated record. Lineage: Eukaryota; Viridiplantae; Streptophyta; Magnoliopsida; Asterales; Asteraceae. The coding region runs from base 40 to 1695 and encodes 551 amino acids.